CAAGCCAGCUCUGAAGCUUCUCUCAUUCACUGAAUCAAACAACACCAACCCAAAUUUCAUUUUCCAGAUCCAGAGCUGAAGAAGAUGGCGACGCGGAUGAAACUAUCUAAAAUUUGCUCUCUGCUAAUGGGUCUUCUCUUUGCUUGCUCUGCAUCUGUUCAACUAAAUGAUCCAGAUUGGUACUUGUGGAUGCCUCUGUAUUCCUCUGCUUGCCUUGUGAACCUGACAAGCAUGGUCUUCGCCACAUCCAAAAUGAUCCCACGCAUCGGGAAGCCGGCACUUUGGCUCGGGAUGUUUCUGUUCGCGAAGGUGGCGGUGGAGGGCUACAGGCACCAAAUUGCCGGUUUCUGGUCGCUGGACAUGAGGGAGAGAGUUGUGAGGGAGAAAUUUGGGAGUGGGUUGGUUGUGUUCUCCAUGUUCCUGCAUCUUGAAGCCGCAUCCAAAAAGAAGGGUCUCUUUACAAGGAAGGAUGAAGGAGGAGUUGUCAAACAUAUUGAACUCGGACAGAUGAUCCUGGUGGGGAUUGGUUAUGGGAUGUCCUUGGUCUUCUUUGUAUUCCAAAAGGAUGAAAUGAAGUUUUGACUGAAUGGAUCGCGGAGGCCUCGCAUCCGCAGAGAUGGCCGUGUUUUGAUAUGUACAUUCAAACCUUCGGUAUUGCAAAGGAAGGAGUCGUGACUCUUCUUCCGACAUGAAUGCUGAGAUAUGAUCCUUUUGAGAACGCCGAUACUCCACUCCGUCGGGUCG
Molecule: messenger RNA, 744 nt
Organism: Rhodamnia argentea
Lineage: Eukaryota; Viridiplantae; Streptophyta; Magnoliopsida; Myrtales; Myrtaceae
Exons: 3
Coding region: 85-582 (165 amino acids)
Source: RefSeq, a predicted model, not a curated record